AUGGCAGUCUAUAGAAUUGCAAUUGGGUCCCCCAGAGAGGCCAGCAACCCUGCUGCCAUCAGAGCAGCAUUUGCUGAGUUCUUCUCCACGCUCAUUUUUGUUUUUGCAGGGCAAGGCUCUGGCAUGGCCUAUAGCAAACUUACAGGUAAUGGACCUGCAACACCUGAGGGUCUCUUAAUUGCAUCAGUGUCUCAUGCAUUUGGGCUUUUUGUGGCGGUUUCUGUGGGGGCAAAUAUUUCUGGUGGUCAUGUGAACCCUGCAGUCACAUUUGGUGCUUUCAUACGAGGAAACAUAACCCUCUUGAGAAGUAUUUUGUAUUGGAUUGCACAGUUACUUGGUUCAGUUGUUGCUUGCAUUCUUCUCAACUUUGCUUCUGGUGGAAUGGAAACAACAGGUUUUUCUCUCUCAUCUGGUGUCUCAGUGUGGAAUGCAGUGGUUUUUGAGACUGUGAUGACUUUUGGUUUGGUGUACACAGUUUAUGCCACAGCAGUGGAUCCAAAGAAAGGGAAUGUGGGUGUUAUUGCCCCACUAGCAAUUGGGCUUAUUGUAGGUGCCAACAUCUUGGUUGGUGGGCCUUUUGAUGGAGCAUCAAUGAACCCAGCUGUCUCAUUUGGGCCAGCUCUUGUUAGCUGGUCAUGGACCCAUCACUGGGUUUACUGGUUUGGCCCAUUCUUUGGUUCAGCUGCUGCUGCCAUCCUCUAUGAUAACAUCUUUAUUGGUGAUGAUGGUCAUGAAACCCUUAUAAGUAGUGAUUUCUAG
Messenger RNA from Sphenostylis stenocarpa, 759 nucleotides. The record is from the annotation of a GenBank genome assembly. Lineage: Eukaryota; Viridiplantae; Streptophyta; Magnoliopsida; Fabales; Fabaceae.